CCCGGCCCCGCCAUGGCUGGCGUCGGCUUCGCGGCGCACCGCCUGGAGCUGCUCGCCUCCUACCAGGACGUGAUCGGCGAGGACAGCCCCACCGACUGGGCCCUCUACACAUAUGAGGAUGGCUCCGAUGACCUGAAGCUGGCAGCAUCGGGAGGCGGAGGUUUGCUGGAGCUCUCUGGCCACUUUGAGAUCCAGAAGGUGAUGUACGGAUUCUGCAGUGUCAAGGACCCCCAGGCCGUGCUCCCCAAAUAUGUCCUCGUCAACUGGGUGGGCGAAGAUGUGCCGGAUGCCCGCAAGUGUGCCUGCGCCAGCCACGUGGCCAAGAUCGCCGAGUUCUUUCAGGGCGUGGACGUCAUCGUCAACGCCAGCAGCGUGGAGGAUAUCGACCCGGGGGCCAUCGGGCAGCGGCUCUCCAACGGGCUGGCCCGCGUCUCCAGCCCGGUGCUGCACCGCCUGCGGCUGCGGGAGGACGAGAACGCCGAGCCCGUGGGCACCACUUACCAGAAAACCGACGCCACCGUGGAGAUGAAGCGGCUCAACCGGGAGCAGUUCUGGGAACAAGCCAAGAAAGAGGAGGAAUUGCGUAAGGAGGAGGAGCGGAAAAAGGCCCUGGACGCCCGGCUGCGGUUCGAGCAGGAGCGGAUGGAGCAGGAGCGGCUGGAGCAGGAGGAGCGGGAGCGGCGCUACCGGGAGCGGGAGGAGCAGAUCGAGGAGCACAGGCGGAAGCAGCAGAGCCUGGAGGCGGAGGAGGCCCGGCAGCGCCUGAAGGAGCAGUCCAUCUUCGGGGAGCAGCAAGAGGAGGACGACAGGCAGCAGCUCAGGAAAUCGGAGUCGGAGGUGGAGGAGGCUGCUGCCAUCAUCGCUCAGCGGCCCGACAACCCCCGGGACUUCUUCAAGCAGCAGGAGCGGGUGGCAUCGGGCAGCAGCGACACCGUCUCACCGGGUAGCCACAGGACAGGUCGUCUGCACUGUCCUUUCAUAAAGACAGCUGACAGUGGGCCACCUUCUUCCUCCUCCUCCUCCUCCUCCCCCCCACGGACCCCCUUCCCCUAUAUCACCUGCCACCGCACCCCAAAUCUCUCCUCUUUCUUCCCAUGCAGCCAGUCGGACGCCUACCGCAAGGCCUCGGCAGCGGGCUGCAGCCCCUGCGAGUCCAGCCCGGCCGCCACGCCGCUGGGCGAGCCGGGCACCCGUGCAUCGGGUGAUGAGGCACCGGCAACGCCCAAAGACUCCCCCAGCCCCAGCGCCCAGGAGGCCGGGCCAGCAGCCCCCGAGCAGCACUGGCCUUUCCCCGGGCCCGAGGACAAGGCCACUGAGCCCCACGGGGACGAGCCCGGCCCCAGGCCCGUGUGGACAGCGGGGGGUGACACCCUGGGGGACCUGGUGACCCUGGAGCCCGCUGAGCCCUCCCCGCCACCCACGGCUGCCGAGCCCCAGCCCGGGGGGACCCCCAACCCCGAGACCCUCAUCGACCUGUGGCAGAGUGACGGGGCGACACCCCCCGCUGCCUGGCCCAUGCCUGCCACCCCCAUUCCCGAGGGCCCCCCAGCUGCGCUGCCCGACGAGGGGGCCCUGCUGAGCCUGGACGAGCUGCCCGAGCCCCCUGCCACCUUCUGCGACGCAGAGCAGGAGGAGGAGGCAGCUGGGGGGGGGGACCCCCCGCCCCGGGGGCUCGGCUGCCAGCAUGCCCCCCAGGAGGACGCGCCGGGCCGAGAGAGCCCCCCCAUCACCAACGGGGAGAUGGCCCCCAAGGACGGGACGCCGGGUCGUGGGGAGCAGGCCAGCGAGGGCUACUUCAGCCAGUCCCAGGAGGAGGAGGUGCCGCCCCCCGAGGAGCCAUCGGCCAAAGCCCCCCAGCCCGUCUUCUACAACAAGCCCCCAGAGAUCGACAUCACAUGCUGGGACACGGACCCCCUGCCCGAGGAGGAGGAAAGCUUCGGGGGGGGCCUGUAGG
This is a messenger RNA of Gavia stellata (red-throated loon), 1954 nucleotides long. RefSeq names its product drebrin 1 (gene DBN1). Gene Ontology annotation, biological process: neuron projection morphogenesis; positive regulation of dendritic spine morphogenesis; regulation of actin filament polymerization. The record is from RefSeq and is a predicted model, not a curated record. Lineage: Eukaryota; Metazoa; Chordata; Aves; Gaviiformes; Gaviidae. Gene Ontology annotation, cellular component: postsynaptic density; site of polarized growth; postsynaptic membrane. Gene Ontology annotation, molecular function: actin filament binding. Bases 13 to 1953 code for a protein of 646 amino acids. The transcript is spliced from 15 exons.